This is a messenger RNA of Canis lupus familiaris (dog), 3083 nucleotides long. RefSeq names its product protein C-ets-1-like. Gene Ontology annotation, biological process: regulation of transcription by RNA polymerase II; cell differentiation. Gene Ontology annotation, molecular function: sequence-specific DNA binding; DNA-binding transcription factor activity, RNA polymerase II-specific. The record is from RefSeq and is a predicted model, not a curated record. Lineage: Eukaryota; Metazoa; Chordata; Mammalia; Carnivora; Canidae. Gene Ontology annotation, cellular component: nucleus.
AUACCAACAUCUUUUGAAUUCUUGAGUUGUUUUCCUUAAAGCUCAUAAAUAUAUUUCUAAACAUGGAUACAUAGCAUAAUAGACUAAAUCCAACAGAAGCAGUGCAAUUCUUUGGUUGCUAUGACAACGUAAACUGAUCAACUUCCUGUCACUGAUUUAAAAGAGGCACUCUCCUGUGGCCAUAAAUACUAAUUACAAACAAAAACACUGACUGAAGACAUUUUAUUUCAUAGAGGAAAUUAAUAGAACAUUAUUCUACUUACAUGCUACAGAAAGAUGGACUUAGAACGCUGACGAGUACAGAGGGUGACAGAAUGGUUUGAGAAUGAUAUAUGUCUUGGAGGAAAGGAAAGCCACAGGAUCCAGCAGCCAUCUUCAUCUACAGGAGAAAUAUGUUCCGAUGGUCUGAGUGAAAAAAGAAAACAAGCAAAAGACAUGAACAAAAUUUCUCUAAAGAAGACAUAUGGGUAGUUGGAAAGAGACCACAGACAUUGAAGGAACCUCAUUCAGGACCUUUCCCUCACCCAGUCUCUCUGGCAAAGUAGUGCUGAAGGUGAGGAUGAGCUACUUUGUGGAUUCUGCAGCCAGUGGCCCUGCCCCUUAUUCAGCAGUGCGGCCUGCUGUGGUGAGGCAGGGGCCUAUCAACUCCUAUGAAGAUCCUCAAAUGGCCGCCUGUGGUUUCCAGUCCAAUUAUCACCAGCAAAGAGCUUACUACCCCUUCUGGGAUAAGAUAGCAACUCAGGAAGUUCCCACAGGUCUGGAACACUGUGGCCCAGAUAUGGAAUGUGCUGAUGUACCACUGUUAACUCCAAGCAGCAAAGAAAUGAUGUCUCAAGCAUUGAAAGCUACUUUCAGUGGUUUCUCUAAAGAACAACAAAGACUGGGAAUUCCAAAAGACCCCCGGCUGACAGAAACCCAUGUUCAGGACUGGAUGAUGUGGGCUGUGAAUGAGUUCAGCCUGAAAGGUAUGGACUUCCAGAAGUUCUGUGUGAAUGGGGCAGCCCUCUGCGCACUAGGAAAAGACUGCUUUCUCGAGCUGGCCCCAGACUUCGUUGGGGAUAUCUUUUGGGAACAUCUUGAGAUCCUACAGAAAGAGAAUGUGAUACCAUACCAAGUGAAUGGAGUCAACCCUACCUAUCCAGAAUCCCGCUAUACCUCAGAUUACUUCAUUAGUUAUGGUAUGGAGCAUGCUCAGUGCAUUCCUUCCUCUGAGUUCUCAGAGCCUAGCUUCAUCACAGAGUCCAACCAGACACUCCAUCCCAUUAGCUCGGAGGAACUCCUCUCCCUCACGUAUGAGAAUGACUACUCCUCGGUCAUUCUCUGGGACCCUCUGCAGACAGACACCUUGCAGACUGACUACUUUGCCAUCAAACAAGAAGUUGUAACCCCAGACAACAUGUGCAUGGGGAGGACCAGUUGUGAUAAGCUCGGGGCCCAGGACUCUUUUGAGAGCGUGGAGAGCUACGACAGUUGUGACUGCCUCACCCAGUCCCGGAGCAGCCAUUCAUCUUUUAGUAGCCUGCAGCACAUCCCCUCCUAUGAAAGCGUCGACUCAGAGGACUAUCCAGCUGCCCUGCCCAACCACAAGCCCAAGGGCACCUUCAAGGACUAUGUGCGUGACCAUGCUGACCUCAACAAGGGCAAACCUAUCAUUCCUGCUGCUGCCCUGGCUGGCUACACAGGCAGUGGACCAAUCCAGCUAUGGCAGUUUCUUCUGGAAUUACUCACUGAUAAAUCCUGUCAGUCUUUUAUCAGCUGGGUAGGAGAUGGCUGGGAGUUCAAGCUUUCUGACCCAGAAGAGGUGGCCAGGAGAUGGGGAAAAAGGAAAAACAAACCUAAGAUGAAUUAUGAGAAACUGAGCUGUGGCCUAUGCUACUAUUAUGACAAAAACAUCAUCCAAGAAACAGCGAGUAAGCGCUAUGUGUACCGCUUUGUGUGUGACCUGCAGAACCUCCUGGGCUACACGCCCGAGGAACUCCACACCAUGCUGGACAUCAAGCCCGAUGCUGAUGAGUGAUGGACACCACAGGGCUCGGGGAAACUCUGCUGAGACAUUUCGAAGAACAAACAUGUCAGUCGGACUCUUAAUUUUUCAUUGUUAUUCUAUUUUUAAUUUUCCAGAACUCAUUUUUUUUUUUUUUACAUUCAGGGGUGGGAGCUAAAUGAGCUGCAGCUAUAAUCAAUUGUGUGCAGUUGGAAAAAAGAAAGCCAGGACUUGUGGCAUGGGUGGGACAAGAAAUUCUUGAGCAAAUUUUCAGGAGAGAGAGAAGGGUCUUAGAAGCUUGAAGGAUCUGGCUUAAGGGAGGAGGAAAUGAACGUGUAUCAUUAUUUCUAAAAAUCAUCCAUGAAAAAAAUGUGUCUUGAGUUAUGGAUCUAUUAGCAAAAGAAAUUGAGACAUCAGGAGUCAUGAGUCAGGCAAUUAACUUGCUUUUGUUUUUAGUUCUGGGAGGGCAAAAAAAAAGAGGGAGGUGGGAUAAAACAUUUGUUUGGGGGAUGCACUAAAAACCAAGGACUAUUUGGUUUUGGUCGACUUUUGAAACAAAGAUGGACUUCAAUGGAGAGAGGCCCAAACUGUUUUUGUGCUAAAAUCUAUUUUAUUAAAUUUUGUGUCAGUAUUUUUUUUUCUUAAAAAUCAUCUUAAGCUCUAAGGUGGUCUCAGUAUUGAGAUAUCAUGCAAGUUUGUUUUUAUUUGCCGGCUGAGAAUUCUGUCACAGUGCAAGGAAACUCUUUAUAUAGACCUCACUGGAAAUGCAAAGUGCUGUCACUGAGAUCGGGAUUCCCAAAUUCAUGUGACUUCUAUAUGAAGGGGAAAAAUAUCAUGCUGAUUUGGGUACAAGGGACCUGUGCAUGUGAAUUUCAUCUGUGUUUUAAAAAAGGAUCACGCCCCUCUACUUACCUGCCAUUAUUGGAUUCUCGGGGUUUGGACUUAACAUUGAACUGAGAAGCAUUAAGUCUUUGAACUGAAUGUAUUUUGCAGCCCUGGUUUUGGAUCACAGUCAAUGUAGGAGCACUGUUGAAGUCAUAGAAAGGAGAUUGAAAGAGGAAGAAUGACUUGUUUCUUUGUUGGUUCUAUACCUGUAACA